CUGUCAAACAUGGCGCUGUCCUGUUCGCGGCUGUGCAGCCAGCUGUCUUUGACUAGACUGUGGGGUCUCAGGACGAACGGGGUAACACACACCGUGUAUCCCCACUCCGUGUCCUGUCAGGCCAGGUUACCCCUCUGCAGACUCUACUCAACCUCCAAAGUUAAACGCGGUAUCGGCCGACAUGUGGCCAACAAGCUCCAGAAAGCAAACGCCAGAUAUGAAAGUUUCCUUCAGAGGAGGUUUCCUCGCUUUUUCCAGCUUUACCACACCUUUGUGGAGGGUUUCAAGCUUCUGUUCAACGAUGCCAAUGAAGUGAAGAGGAUUAAAGUACAAAUGUACACUGACAGGAUACAGUUCCAGGACCUACCCUACAGAGAUAUGGAGAAACUAAGACAGCUUCGCAGAAACCUGAUCAAGGCCAUCCCGCUGGUGUUGAUAUCCAUUCCUCCCUUUGCCAAUUACCUGGUGUUCGUCUUGAUGUACUUUUUCCCCCGUCAGCUCCUGAUCCCUCAUUUCUGGAAUCCCAAGCAGCAGCUCGAGUUUCGAGGAAUUUACCAUUCACUCCGGGCGCAGCACCACGGGCCGGUGCUCCAAGGACUCCAGCACACGAGCAACCAGGUCAAAGACAGGCAGCUCCAGGGCCGCCUGAAAGACCUGUGUGCCAAAGUGCAAAAUGGAGCAAACCCCCAAGUCUCUGAAAUCCUGGCUGUCCGAAGCCUGUUUUCUGGACCUCCUCUGGGUAUAAAGAGGAUGAGCGUCGAACACAUGAGGCACAUCAGCCCCCUGCUCUUCCUGACCCCUCACCUCCCGGGCUUCCUGAUUGGCCGACGGCUGAACAGCCACGCCCUGGAGCUGCUCCAGCUGGACCGGGCCCUCGGCAGGCUGGGCCCUCACCAGCUGAGCGAGGCCGAGCUCAAACACGCUUGUUAUGUCCGAGGACUCAACGCGGAUCCUCUUGGAGCCUCUCAGUGUCGUGAAUGGUUGUCUCGGUGGCUUCAGGUGUCUUCUUCAUUGAAGGACUCGGAGGUGUCGCUGCUUUUGCACAGUAUUGUACUUCUCUCUGCGAACUACCCACACGGUCCCAGCCGUCACUGACAAGAAGGCGGCCCUGGGUAAGCUGCUCCGCUGACUGUGGCCUCUGUCAUGCACUGGACUGCACAACGUCCCCAAGAGUUGAACACUUUUUGUUUGCAAAGGAAGUAAUAAAAGAAAAUUGUUCUUGGUGAGGUUUUGAGAUUGGAAAAAAAAAAUCAUUUGGAAAAAUGAUGAAUUUAUUGUAUCUUUAUUAGAGAGAUUAUUAUUGCUGCCUUGUGUGUGAUGAGAACCCCGACGAGGGGCUAAAACUGAGGCACCGAACUACAUUGCAUGACGGCAUUGUCUUCUAUACAGCUACAAAGGCGAAGCUGGAAAUCCGGAAAUAGUUCCAUCUCAGUAAGCAAGCAGUAACUACUUUGCGGUGUGUUAAUAAGUUACUUGAGGGAUUGUUCAGGCACAUUCCAUUCAUACAAUUACACAUGGGAGCCUUUACGUGGGACUGUCGAAUAUGUCUGCUUCCAACACGUACUGUUCUCUCUCAUGCUGUUACCUCAGUUUCAGCUCUGCUUUUACGUUUAGUUUAGUUUUUUUUUUACUCUGCUCAGUGCUGGUCAUGCCAAAGUUGCUGGAACCUUGUUAAAAAAAAGUGGUUUUGUGGAAAAGAAAACGUGUCGGAAAGAAAAGGUAGUUGCUGACGUCUGAAGCAGUCGAUUUCUUGAAAACACUAUUUAAGAGGGAACAUCUUAAAAGGAUCAUUAAAAAAAAAAAACAACUUGGUGACAUAUAUAUUAAAGCUUGUUUUCUGUAUUGAGAAACUAAAGUUAUUGUAACUGAAUAUUAUCCUGCACUGCAAUCAAAAGGUGCUGGACAAGAGUUGUGAUGGCACUUUACUUUGUUUACUUGAUGCUUUCUUGCAUGAGAAGCUUAAAAUGACAUGAACUUUACUUUGUAAGUCAACACUUCAGCACAUUUCAUCUACGCCUUUUGUGUCUUGAGUCACAGAACAAAGCGGAACUGGACAUCCUUUUUGUAGAUGACUGGUGUUGUGAAGCGUAAAAUCAGACGUGUCAUUUCCUGACUGUGCCUUUCGUAAGGACUGGCAUGAAGCAGCUCAACUAUUAUUUGCAGAAGUUCUGGUCUUUGAAUCUCUCUCUUUUUUUUUUUUUUUAAAUUGUAUGAAACUACUCAUUAAAGUUUUGAACAUUUGUGCCAACAUACCCUUUGUUAUGGAAUUGUGUCUGAAAUAAAACAUCUUUCAUGGUG
Molecule: messenger RNA, 2298 nt
Organism: Salarias fasciatus (jewelled blenny)
Lineage: Eukaryota; Metazoa; Chordata; Actinopteri; Blenniiformes; Blenniidae
Gene: letmd1
Product: LETM1 domain containing 1
Exons: 9
Coding region: 10-1095 (361 amino acids)
Biological process (GO): intracellular monoatomic cation homeostasis
Cellular component (GO): mitochondrial inner membrane
Molecular function (GO): ribosome binding
Source: RefSeq, a predicted model, not a curated record